Messenger RNA from Antechinus flavipes (yellow-footed antechinus), 4260 nucleotides. Its product is annotated as TLR adapter interacting with SLC15A4 on the lysosome-like. The record is from RefSeq and is a predicted model, not a curated record. NCBI's taxonomy places the organism in Eukaryota, Metazoa, Chordata, Mammalia, Dasyuromorphia, Dasyuridae. The transcript is spliced from 2 exons. Gene Ontology annotation, biological process: regulation of toll-like receptor signaling pathway. The coding region runs from base 257 to 1171 and encodes 304 amino acids.
UCUGGGUUGGCCAUCAAAGAGGAAGGGCUUGUCUGUGGUCAGGGCUAUCUCGGGUACGGGCCAAGAAAAGGCGGGCAGUCCCGAGCGGCCUUGGGACUGCUGGGGACCUCGGAGGGAGCUGAGCCUAAGCUCCUCGACCCCGGCCCGAAGAGUUUGCCCUGGAGCAACGCUUAGAGAUCCCAGCCCGGGACUGGCACCGAGAGGGGAGGGACAGGAUUAUACUGCACUCUGCUGGUUAGCAGGUUGUUCUGACAAAAUGCUAGCAGAAGCUUUCUUACCUGGGAUCCUGUACCAAGAGCACAUUAAGUCAUACCAAGCACACACAUGUAAGCAGAACCCCAAAAAAGAAAAGGAACCUUGGACAGACCAGCUUUUGGAGAGUGAAGAUAUUAAGCUUCCCUCCACUGAAACAAAGGGGCUGGACAGUGGGCCGCCUGCAAGCUGCCCAGAGCACAAUAAGGAUAUGUGCCAGCAGAGAUCGGCAGAUGGGGUGGCAAUGCAGGGCCAACAGAGUGCAGCCCUCCAGGGCAAUGCGUCCACAGCGUUGCAGAUCCCCCAAAGAGCCCCACCAGAAGAAAGCGAGCUGGAUCUGUAUCGCUCAUGGUCCUGCGCUAGCAUCUGCCAGAAUUAUCCUGAUCUCCAUAUUGGGGGAAAUCGUGUGGGGCAUGCUUAUGAUUCUGGUUGUUUCAUGGACCAUGCCCAUGAUGAGACUUUCACAGGACCCUUGCUUCUCUCAGAGGACAUCCUACUGGGCCGUUCUCCCAUCCCCAGCAGGCAGCCUCCCGUGGCGUACAAAUUCCUGCCUGGAGAUGAGGUUCGAGAACGAAGCAUCCUCUUGCACAAACAGCCCCUCUCUGACUCAUUGCUUAACAGUUACGUGGAAAAGAAGGUGGAUGAGCUCUACAAGCAGGUUUUUGAAGAGAACUUGACCCGAUGCCGCUCUGUGACCAGUCUUGUGGCUUCCAAUCUACUAAUGAACAACUUGAAUCACAUUAGCCUUCAGAUCUCACAAGAACAAAACAUUGAGGUGUCCCGAGCUCGAGAGGCCCUCUUGCAGUCUAUGGCCUUGCGCAGCCUGUACUAUGCUUCCAAAGGAAACAGCUCAGAGCUCAGCACUCCCAACCUGCAGAUCUCUAGUCAGACAAAAUGGGAAAAGUUGCCGAAGUUGUAGGCAAUACCCUUUGGGCUGCUGCUGCUGUGUCAGAAGACUGCCCUAGUAGCCUUUUCAAUUUGGGGGUGGGAGGAAGAGGCAUCUUUGCACGUGGGGAAACAAUUCUGCAGAGCUCAGAGUUGACAAGUGCAUUUCUCACUUCAACCAUCGUCCAGUGGGAAGAUGCUGAAUUCAUCUUUUUUGGACUCAUUUUCAAAUUGUGGCGCUACCAUUGCUUACUGCCAUGGUGACAGGAAUACCAGAUCGCAGAAUUAUUAAGCUGGAAAAGACCUUUGAAGUAUAUAGUCCAAUGCACAAGCAAAAUAAUAAUCCUUACUAUACCACACCCAACAAAGGAACAUUCAGCAUCUAUGUGAAAUCCUCCAGAAAGGCAGGAACUCCUUACUCCUGAGGCAGCCCAUUGAACUUAUGGAAGCCUUUCAUUCCAUCAGACUUGAAUUUGCUUUGCAGUUUGUGUCCAAUACUUCUAGUUUGGCUUUCUCGGGCCAAACUGAAUAAGUCCAAUCUCUUUUCCUAAUGACAGUCCUUUGAAUACUUGAAGAUAGCAAUCACAUUUCCCCUCCCCCCCCUCUUGUUCAACAAACUAAAUGUUUCUGUUUCCUUUAACUGAUUUUUGUAUGGCAGAAACUCAAGGCCUCUUGUGUGUAUGUUGUAUGUUUCUCUUUUCAGGUAUAGAUUGGAUUAAAUGGUCACUGAAAUGCCUUCCAACUCAGAGAUCCUGAGAGUCUGUCAUUCUGUAAAGUUGCUUUUCCUCUUUGGCCCUCAGUUUUCCCAAUCUAUCCUGUCAAAGUUUGGAUUUGAUAGUCUUGAAGGUCCCUUCAAGCUCUUAGUCUCUGGUCCUGGGUAUGGAGAGCAAGUGCUCUCAUUAGCCUCAUUUGAGGUCAAUUUGAGGUUAAACCAUCAUGAGGAGACUGAGGCCUAUGAGAGUUUAGGUGACUUCUGGGGUAACUUUUCAAGGAUCUAACAGAGCUGAGACUCAAUGCCAAGUUUUCUGACUACAAGAUGGCUGGAUGGUUUUAUCCACUACAAGAUGUUCUGAACCUCCUCCAAAUGGCAAGUUCCUGUAUUUUGUGACAGGUACAUUGGAGAUGCUCAAUUGCUUUUUGCUUCAAAGGGAUGCCUGCUUCAUUUAUUCCCUGACUUCCCCCUUGCCUCUGCCUUCCUUUUGGCAGCAUUGUUUGCUACUGUGGUCAGGGGAGCUUAGACAGUUCAAAUAGCCAGAGGCUGAACCAGGGUCAGCACACCCCCUUAGCAAUCCUGCUCUGAAGGAUGCCCAGGGAUGAGAUUACAUUUGCUCUUGAGAGUGGGCCACAGGAGCAGUACUUCACAGAACAGGUCUUUUACCAGUAGGACCUUGUCCAUUGGGACUCUGUUCCUCUCUGAUUUAGGACAGAGUCUUAGAGAGCCACUGUGGUUGAAACAUUAACAUAUGAUUGCCCCAAAGGCUAUUGGAACUUGGUGAAGCUGGAUCUCCCAUGGUAGGAGCCCAUAUAUAACCCACAGUGGUUCUUUGCCAGCUUAUCCCUCAGCUCCUUCCAGCCAGAUAGAACUUGGCCUCACUUAGACUUCACCAGCAUAACCCUGGAAAGCCCAGGGUCACCUUUGUCCCCUUAGUGGGGCAUUGGAAGAGGACUUGGGUGGCUCAGUUUCUCUGAUCCUAAGACCUAAAGUUGGAACUGGCCUUCCAGAAUAUCUCUUUCACACCCCUUCUCUUGUGGAUGAAGACGGUGAGGGCCAAAGUAGGGAGUUGAUUUGUCCAAAGUCACACAGCUAAUCCUUAAUAGAUUGGAGAUUUGAACCUAGGCCCUCUGACUCCAAAGCCAGUGCUUCUGUUGGGCUCCAGUGACAUGGAGAGAGGGAGAGGGAGCUGAAGGGAACAGUGUACUUGGUGUUGAAACUUGAUCAUUCUGCACUAUUGAUUGGAAAUAGCCAUUGGCAGUAGUUUUUCAUGGCCUUGAUACAUAGACGGUUAAAGCCAUGGGGGACCUGAGUGAUCUGCUGAUAUAAUUGCCUCCUUUUAUAAAAGAGGAAACUGCACCCAGAGAGGGCAGGUUGUUUGCAAAAUAUUCCCCGAAGAGGCAGAUACCUCCCCCAUCUUGCUGGGCCCCAUACUUGUUUGUGCCAGGCCUUCUGUUCUUGGCACACAAUUCUUUCUUUCUUUUUUUCUUUCUUUUUUUUUUUUUUUUUUUUUUUUUUUUUUUUUGCUGAGGCAAUCGGGGUCAAGGGACCUGCCCAGGGUUACAGAGUUAGGAAGUGUUAAAUCUGAGAUCAGAUUUGAACUCAGGUCCUCCUGACUUCAGGGCCAGUGCUCUAUCCACUGCUCCACCUAGCUGCCCCCUUUCUUUCUUCCUUUUUUUUUUUACACAUAUAAUCAUUUUAAACAUAAUUCCACAUUAAUCAUGUGUUAAAGGAAGACCCAGGACCAAAGGGAAAAAUCCCAAGAAAGAAAAAAGAAACAAAAGAAAAGUGAAAAUGGCAUUAUUGGAUCUGCAUUCAGACUCCAUAGCUCUUCCUCUGGACGUGGAUACGAUUUUCCAUCAUGAGCCUUUUGGAAUUGUCUUAGAUCAUUACUUGUUCAGUCAUUCCCCACUUGAUGGACAUCCCUUCAAUUUUCCAUUUUCUUUUUUGGCACACAUGGACAGGCUAGUGAAGAGAAAAAGACUUUCCUCAAUGGACCGUGAAACCAUUGCCAUUUACUUGGUGUCUCUGCCUCAGUCUACUUUUCUGUAAAAUAGGAUAAUAGCAAUUACCCUAAAGAAGGGCCAUGAAGACUAAAAAGAUGAGAUGUUUUAAAAGCACUUUGAUUUUCUGUGAUAAGAGUUCUGAUUGUAGAGUGUCUUGAUAAGGGAAAAUUGGCCUUGUCAUCCAACUGUUGGCAGACUUGGACUCUGGACACUCCUAGAAGAGGCCCAGGGUCAAGGUUUUGGAAAAACUGACUGAAUGAAUUGAAGAUACUGACAAGCAGAUAUUUGUUUUUUCUGUUUCUUUUAAAGUUUGUUUUUAAUGGCAAGGUCAUCACAAUGGUAAAAUUAGUUAAUACUUCAAAUAUAUCAACUUUGUUGAUGUAAAUAAAGAUUAAUUGGCCAGUA